Messenger RNA from Ahaetulla prasina, 631 nucleotides. RefSeq names its product retinol-binding protein 1-like. Gene Ontology annotation, biological process: fatty acid transport. NCBI's taxonomy places the organism in Eukaryota, Metazoa, Chordata, Lepidosauria, Squamata, Colubridae. The transcript has 5 exons. The record is from RefSeq and is a predicted model, not a curated record. Gene Ontology annotation, cellular component: cytosol; nucleus. Gene Ontology annotation, molecular function: fatty acid binding. The coding region runs from base 54 to 548 and encodes 164 amino acids.
AAAUGUAACAUGCUGCUUCAUUUUAUAGGCCUUCAGGAAGCUAAUCAAGCAAAAUGUUGACUGAAACGGUAAACAGAAAAAGUAAGAAAAUGAAUGAACAUCUGAUAAAGGAAGAUUGCCUUUUCCAGGCAACUUUUAGGUACCCUAUAGCUACAAUACAGGACUUUGGCUAUUCAGGCCUGGAUUCAGACGCUACAUCUUUGAAGCUAAUGGAUGUAAAUAUUGCAGUGAGAAAAAUAGCCAGUAGGCUCAAACCUGACAAAGAGAUUAUUCAGGAUGGAAACCAUAUGAUCAUUAAAACCCUAAGCAGUUUUAAAAACUACAUCAUGGAUUUUGAAAUAGGGACAGAAUUUGAAGAGGAUUUAACAGGGGUGGAUGGUCGCAAAUGUAUGACUUGUGUGACGUGGGAUGGAGAUAAACUUCUAUGUGUGCAGAAAGGAGAAAAAGAGGACCGUGGUUGGAACCAAUGGAUUGAAGGAAAUGAAAUGCACUUAGAAAUGAGAGCUUGUGGUGUCAAGUGUAAGCAAGUAUUUAAGAAGGUACAGUGAUAAGCCUAACCACAGGGAUCAAGAAGCUUGGACAAAAUGAAUGAGCCUGCUGCCAACUCUACAGAUGCUGUGGUGCACAAAUA